Messenger RNA from Linum trigynum, 3068 nucleotides. Lineage: Eukaryota; Viridiplantae; Streptophyta; Magnoliopsida; Malpighiales; Linaceae. The record is from the annotation of a GenBank genome assembly.
CACCGCUUUAACCAAACGCGGUGAAUGUAUGGGUGACGUGGCGUGCUGUGAGGCGUCGGAUCGUGGGAAGAAAACCACGAUCCGCGUCUCACCGCAUCUAACGGCCACGGUGAAAGCACAUUGGCGCGGAAUGCUGACGCAAACAAACACGGGUUAUUCACCGUGUUUGUCUAACGCGGUGAAUACCCCGUGCUGUCCACAUCAGCAUCUUCACCGCGGCCGACAAAAACGGUGAGGUAUUCACCGUUUUUAACAAAGGCGGUGAACACUUCACCGUUUUAGUUUAAAACGGUGAAGUACUCACCGUGUUUGUCAAACGCGGUGAUGACCUUCACCGUUUUAGACAAAGACGGUGAUGCUCAAACAUGUGUAGUUUUGGAAUUUUUUUUAUAACUAAUGUAUUUUGGGAAUUUUUUUUAAAAACUAGUGUACUUUGGGAUUUUUUCCUAUUUUUACCUGAUCAUGAUAGAGAAACAUAAUGUCAGUGAUGGCAAUGAGGCGGGUACCUUAAUACUCAUUUCCCACAUUAUUGCGGGUCGGGACAAGUAAUAUCCGGACGAGUACGGUGUGGGGCCUAUCGACCCACUCUUAUAUGUUAUAUGAAAAAAUAUACCCAAAAUUUUACCUUUUACGAUAAAAUGAAUGGGGAAAAUACUUUAUGAAUGAAAAAUAGUGAUAAUAGAAAGGAUAAUUAAGUAUAACUAGUUGAAAUGUUGAGUCUAACUAAUUGAUGAAAAGUCAAAUUAUGAUAAAUAUGUAUAGAUAUCGUAAAAAAAAAAAUUGAGGUAAAAUUGGCCAAGAACGAGACGGGGCAGGAUGGGUCGGAAGCAGAUGAUCUUGCCUCGUCCCACACUACUACAGGUCGGGAUACCCUCCCCAUCGCGGGUCUAAUCAGGUAAUACCCAUAUAACGGAUGCUACAUAAUGUGCUAUAACCUUUUUUUUAGGCAAAAUACACUUGUAUAGCCAAAACUUUCGCGUUUGUGCCAAUAAUAGCCAAAUUUGACGAAAUACCACUUAUAGCCAUUUCCGUCCAUUAGUGUUAAGUAUGACUGGACAAACGGAGAUGCUGAUGUGGCGAGCACUUCCAGCCAAUUUAGUCCAUAAAAAUCCACGUGGAUUUAGGAAACGAAAAAAAAAAUUAAGGAAAUAUAGCAGAAAAACACUAAAAUGAAGGAAUAAAAAUUUCAAAUGGAAUUUUUUAAUAUCCAUCCUUCCACUUCUUAUUAUAAUUACAUGAAAAAAAACAAAAAAAAAUGAUACGCAAAUCCCUCCUCACCACUGCCGUAACAUUCUCCCCAAGCCCAGAUCCAUGGUGGAGAGAAACAGAGACGGUCACUCAAAUCACUAAAUCGCUUCCCUCGCCUGUAACAUUCUCCCCAAAUCCCUCAUGUAAAUCACGAAAUCGCUUCCUCGCCUGUCUUUCCGGCCGCCACGCUUCUCAUUCUGCCACUCAAAUCUGAAGAUUCCUCCACCGUCGUCACUGGCGCAACAUCUCUCCUUCAUUGUCACGAUUAGCUGAGAGAGAGAGAGAGAGAGAGAGAGAGAGAGACGAUGAGGUGGAGUCAACCUUGGCGCACAAUCCCCACACUAUGUUGUUGCUUUGUCUUCUACAAUCGUUCGAAAGGAGCUGAUAAUUGGAAGAAGUCAUCGCCGCGAGAAUCACUUCGAUUUUCCCUCGAUUUAUUGGAAAUCGCCUAUCCCAGAGAUCGCCCCAAUCAUUGGCGGAAGAUGGAUCGACACUGGGUUUGGAAAUCGACGCUGGGUUUCAGAUCUUUAUCUCUCAUCUCAGCCCCUUCGUCCUGCACCUCAUUUUCUCUUGAUGAUUGCUUGGAUUUCCGCGGGGCGGACUGUAGGUUGGUGGGUGGGUUGAACUGUUGCCGGAAUGGAGAGGACGAGACGGAGGUUGGACUGCACGAACGGAGAGGACGAGGACGAGACGAGGAUCAGCGGAGGACUCUGUCGGUGGGUGGGUUGAACGGUUGCCGGAGCUUGGGAAGACGACAAAGUUGGGGAAGAUAGGUUAGAUGAGGUAUAUGAGGGUAAAUUUUUUUUUAAUAAUUAGAAUAAUUAAAUAUUAAAUAAUUAAAAUAUUAAAUAUGAUGUGUAAAUAUUAAAUCUCACGUGUCACAAUUCGCUUAUUUGGCGCUGACGUGUCUGUUGAGUUGGCGCGUAGCCAGCAAACCGUCAAAUAAGUUGACGGUGUUAAUAACACCGUUAAAGUAUCAAACGGAAAUGGCUAUAUUUGUCCUACAACAUUUUAAAAACUGGCUAUAAGUGGUAUUUCGCCAAAUUUGGCUAUUAUUGGCACAAAUUAACUAUACAAGUGUAUUUUGCCUUUUUUAUAUAAAAACUUGUUUUGCUGCCAGCCCGAUGUAACCGUAGAAGAAUGUUAGGUAAGUCAAAAGCCCAACUACAAGAGUGAUUCCAGACCACAUGUUUACUAGUUGGCUAAGAAGUGGGCUAUAUCUAUCAUACGUAUUGAAGAAGUAAAACAGUGGGCUAUAUGACAGAGUAUAAUACUGUUCGGUUCGGUCUUUGAUUCUCACGAAUUUUACUAUUAUUGAAAAAGUGAUGAACCGAACUGAUAUUUGAACAUGAUCAAACUAAACCAAAUAGACAGAAUACAAUAAUGACUCAAUUUUUGAGUCUAAGAUAUAUUUUACUAGUGAAUCACGGUUGUUAUUAGUUUGAAGUGAACCGUUGCACACCCUACCAUUACUCUUUAGCAUGCUAGCAGGGAUCUGGUUGUCUAAUUCCAUGCCAGUUCUUUCUAUUAGUUUUCUUAAUCCCCCAAUGAGAGGCAUAGGGGAUAUCGACUCCUGGUCCUGAAUAAUGACUAGUGGGCCAAGAUAUAUGGACCUUAGUGUUGGGUUCACCGACGGUCGGGCCCAAAUUAACCCAAACAACUGCGCUCAGUUGACUUGUGGCUUCAUUCAUUAAUUCCUUGUUCUUCCAUUUUUCCUUCUUUCAAUUUUCACUAUUAAUUUCCCCUCAACAUUUAAUUGGCUUUGCGUUGAUUGUUAAUAGCGAAUUGUCUCAUUAUAUAGAUAAAGUGUUUAAAAUUUG